Sphaeramia orbicularis (orbiculate cardinalfish) is the source of this 3539-nucleotide messenger RNA. It is a transcript of the gene cry1b, whose product is annotated as cryptochrome circadian regulator 1b. Bases 835 to 2529 code for a protein of 564 amino acids. Lineage: Eukaryota; Metazoa; Chordata; Actinopteri; Kurtiformes; Apogonidae. Gene Ontology annotation, cellular component: nucleus; cytoplasm. Gene Ontology annotation, molecular function: DNA binding; FAD binding. Gene Ontology annotation, biological process: circadian regulation of gene expression; entrainment of circadian clock by photoperiod; negative regulation of DNA-templated transcription. The record is from RefSeq and is a predicted model, not a curated record. The transcript has 11 exons.
AUGAGGCUCAUUUACGAGCUGUUUCUGAAUUAUUCUGUCUAAAAGUCGAACCUUAACACAAGAGCUUGAAAGUACAUGACCAAAUAUCGACGUUUGUGCAGUUUUAGAGGUGCACGAACGCAGUGUAAACAGGGGUAAGAAAGCACAUUAUGGAAACGUGACGGAGUAGAGGUUGUAUAACGGCUGUUAUGGACCAAUCACAGAGCUCCGUUUCUCCUGCGUAUUUAGUGGGUGGUGAUGUUGAUGCAGAAAGGACGACUAGCAUGGCUGACGGGUUUACCAUCCGCCACAAUUUCUAUACAUUGUUUGCGGUUUAGGUGAGUUUAACUCGAUGUUACCUAUAUAUAAACCGGCAAUAUACUUAAGGAUAAACACAAUCGUCCACGUUUCUGCGUUUCUUUGAGCUCGUAGCCUCCGGUUAGUGUGUGGGUUGACCCGGGCUCCGUCCCACCGCUUACGAAACUUAAACAGUUUUGGCACCGCUAGAAUCGGUUAAACACGGUCUGUGAACUUCUGUGAUGUGUUUCCACUUCUGCUACUGAUCAGGGGAUGUUUAUUGUAUUCGUCGUGUGUGUGGUGUAGUUACCUGCUGUCUACACAUGCGGCCACUGCUGGUGAGGAGACCCAACUCUGUGGAUACAUUCAUGGAGCAAGGUUAAACACAGACAAACCUUCAAGACGACCCCACGAUCACGGUGACCCACUUUAAAAGUAGUUUUUGGAUGUGUCUGGACACUGAAGUAUUGUGCAGUCAAUAGAGGGCGUCUUUAAGUUCUUAAAUUGGACCUACUGCUACCGCCUUUUUAUAGACAGGCAUAAAUAACCACUGCAGACAUGGUGGUCAACACCAUCCACUGGUUCAGAAAGGGCCUGCGGCUGCACGACAACUCCUCCCUGAGGGACUCCAUCCGUGGUGCGGACACCCUCCGCUGCAUCUACAUCCUGGACCCCUGGUUUGCAGGGUCCUCCAAUGUGGGCAUCAACAGAUGGAGGUUUUUGUUGCAGUGUUUAGAGGACUUGGAUGCCAGCUUGCGCAAGCUCAACUCCCGCUUAUUUGUCAUUCGAGGUCAACCAACAGAUGUCUUCCCUCGUCUUUUCAAGGAAUGGCAGAUCACACGGUUAUCAUACGAAUAUGAUUCUGAACCAUUUGGCAAAGAACGUGAUGCUGCAAUCCAAAAACUUGCCAGUGAGGCUGGGGUGGAGCUCAUGGUGAAGAUUUCACACACCCUCUACAAUUUGGACAAGAUCAUUGAACUCAAUGGUGGUCAGCCGCCUCUUACGUACAAACGCUUCCAGGCCCUCAUCAACCGCAUGGAUCCUGUGGAGCUGCCCGCAGAGACCAUCACAUGUGAGGUCAUUAAGAGGUGCGCUACACCCAUCAGCGACGACCAUGAUGACAAGUAUGGGGUGCCCUCACUAGAAGAACUCGGUUUCGAGACAGAGGGCUUGACGACAGCAGUGUGGCCAGGUGGAGAAACAGAAGCCCUCAUGAGGUUAGAGAGGCAUCUAGAGAGGAAGGCAUGGGUGGCAAACUUUGAGCGUCCCCGUAUGAAUGCUAACUCCCUGCUGGCCAGUCCCACAGGCCUCAGCCCCUACCUGCGCUUCGGGUGUCUCUCCUGUCGGCUCUUUUACUUCAAACUCACUGAUCUCUACAGGAAGGUGAAAAAGAACAGAACUCCACCACUUUCUUUGUACGGCCAGCUGUUGUGGAGGGAGUUCUUCUAUACAACUGCCACCAACAACCCCUGCUUUGACAAGAUGGAUGGUAACCCCGUGUGCGUACAGAUCCCAUGGGACCGGAACCCAGAGGCACUGGCCAAGUGGGCUGAGGGACGGACAGGCUUCCCCUGGAUCGAUGCCAUCAUGACUCAGCUCAGGCAAGAGGGCUGGAUCCAUCAUUUAGCCCGGCACGCUGUGGCCUGCUUCCUCACCAGGGGAGACCUCUGGAUCAGUUGGGAGGAAGGCAUGAAGGUGUUCGAAGAGUUGCUCUUAGAUGCAGACUGGAGUGUAAAUGCUGGCAGCUGGAUGUGGCUCUCCUGUAGCUCCUUUUUCCAGCAGUUCUUUCACUGCUAUUGCCCCGUUGGAUUUGGACGGCGCACUGACCCCAACGGCGACUACAUACGGCGUUACUUGCCUGUUCUGAGAGGUUUCCCAGCCAAAUACAUCUAUGAUCCUUGUAAUGCCCCAGAGGAAGUGCAAAAGGCAGCCAAGUGUAUUAUAGGAGUCCACUAUCCAAAACCCAUGGUGAACCAUGCUGAGGCCAGCCGCAUUAACAUCGAGAGGAUGAAGCAGAUUUAUCAGCAGCUGUCCUGUUACAGAGGACUGGGCCUGCUGGCAACUGUUCCUGCCAAUCCCAACAACGGCAGUAAUGACAGUGCAGGAAGUAGUCAAGGUCCGGGAGCUUCUGCUGAAGACACAUCUACACAGGAGGCACCGUCUAGAAUAGACAGAGGACAGUCAACACAAAAGCGGCGUCGUGAGGAGGCCCUACCUGAAAGCAGCUCCAAAUCAUGGAAGCAGAGCAAAUAGUGUCCCAAGAAUAAUAAUAUCUGAACUGGUCUGUAUCAUAUGGACGGCAUUUUUACUGCAGAGCUCUCAGCUACUAGACAGCAAUAACUGUAUUUUGCAACCAUAGGGGGGACACAAUCAAUGUCAUAAUGGUCAUACUGUGUGGUCAUAAUGACUGGGGCACCCUGCCUACCUCUUGUUUUUAUAAAUUUCAGCGCCCAUGUCGAUACAUUAGAGCAGCCACACCACCUGUGCGUCUUGAAGUGUUACUCAAGCCUCACUGUGGCACAGAAUCAUCUAGAGCUUUGAGAUAUUUUCCAUGCAUGAGACAUUAUUUUCAUCAUACCGGCAACACUUUACAACAUACCAUUCACAAUAAGUUCAGUGUGUAAAGCAGCAUAUGAAUACCUCAGAGAUGUGAAAAAUGUCUAAAUUUAGCCUUCCUCUUUCUCAUCUAAAUUUAAUUAUUAUGAAAUGAAUCAUUCUAUUAUUGAUGACUGUCAUCAAUACGAAACUUAGAAUGCUGGCAGUAGCAGCUUUGCAGCAGCAACACAGGUACUGUAGACACACAGCAGUGCAGCAACAUCACAACUGAGGGUGGCAGAGUGGCCCAGGAGUCAUAGAGCUGUAGUCAAAAUCAGUAAAGUCUAGUCUGAGACAUGUCCAUGUCCAACAGUUUGGAAAGCAUUUGAGUCAAGACCAAGAAAUAAUGUUGCAGAAAACAACCAUACUAUGAACACAAUUAUUUUGGACAAUUAAAAUAAGAUGAGUUGAUAUGGCACAAAAAAACUUAAAUGAGCGCUAUAUGCUAUAUACGCUUUUCACAUAUGGAAAAAGCACAGUCAAGGGCCCUUAUUGUGACUUAUUUAGAUAUAAUGUGAAUGCAUGUUUUUCCCCCAUUGUGAAGGACUAAAAUUUGAGAAUCCUUAAUAGAUUUUGUAAUAGAAAUACAAAAGCUUCAGUGUAAUGCAAAGAGUGGUCAGUGGCACUUUUUUAAAAAAAGCUGAAAUGUAUAAAAUUGAAGUAUAAUU